Molecule: messenger RNA, 919 nt
Organism: Phytophthora infestans T30-4
Lineage: Eukaryota; Oomycota; Peronosporomycetes; Peronosporales; Peronosporaceae
Product: peroxiredoxin-4
Exons: 2
Coding region: 89-919 (276 amino acids)
Biological process (GO): hydrogen peroxide catabolic process; response to oxidative stress; cellular response to stress
Cellular component (GO): cytosol
Molecular function (GO): thioredoxin peroxidase activity
Source: RefSeq, a predicted model, not a curated record
GAUUUAUUGUCAUUGAACUGAAAAACGCGUCGCAACCACAGCGGCUACGCCCCAUUUCGCUUGCCUCCCGAGCUGUGUUCAGGCCUCUAUGCUGCGUAUGCGUGCCUUUCAGUUGGCGCUGCUGCUCAUUGCAGUCCUACUUCAGCUCUCCACCUCCGUCAUCAGUGCGGAAUCCCCCUCAAACAGCAAGAAAAGUGUGGAGGUGCAGUUCCCCCAUGUGUCGGAGGCGCUUCUGGAACAGCUAGGCUACCAGAAGAAGAACCGCUACUCCGCGUCAGCUUUUAAGGUAACGCCUCGCAAGCCAGCGCCGACCUUUAGCAACGUAAACGCCGUGAUCAACGAGAAGUUCGAGAAGUUGUCGCUUAGCGACUACAGGGGCAAGUGGCUCAUCUUGUUCUUCUACCCCUUCGACUUCACUUUUGUGUGUCCCACUGAGAUCGUGAGCUUCAGUGACAGCGUGGACCAAUUCCGCAGCAUCAAUGCCGAAGUUGUGGCUAUCUCCACAGACUCGCACCACACGCACUUAGCCUGGGUCAAGACUCCCCGUAGUGAAGGAGGCUUGGGCAAGAUGAACAUCCCACUCAUUGCCGACAUCAGUAAGCGCAUCUCCGAGGACUACGGCGUGCUGGUCACGGACGAAGAGGACGAGAUGUUCGGUGCUGCACUUCGAGGACUGUUUGUUAUCGACCCGGAAGGCACAAUCCGCUCCAUCCAGAUCAACGAUGACGCGGUCGGACGCAGUGUCGACGAAACGCUACGUAUCCUCAAGGCCUUCCAGUAUGCUGCGUCACACCCUCACGAGGUGUGUCCUGCCAACUGGAAGCCUGGAGGUGAGACCAUUAAGACCAACCACGUUGAAAAAAUGGACUUCUUCCAGCACCUGUACGGUGACGAUAAGAGCAAGAAACAGGAGCUGUAA